AUAUAUAUAUCUUUUUCUGGGGAAGUUCACAUCUUCAUCUCACAACGGAUUCUUAACGGUCUCUACGUGAGAGUUGCAGCGAAGCUUCAUCCCGCUUUUUGUACUUAAUUCCUUCGACGUAAUCAUGCGUGAGUGUAUCUCCAUCCACGUCGGUCAAGCUGGUGUUCAGAUUGGCAAUGCCUGCUGGGAGCUCUACUGCCUUGAGCACGGCAUUCAGCCGGACGGACAGAUGCCUAGCGACAAAACCAUUGGUGGAGGUGACGACUCCUUCAACACCUUCUUCAGUGAGACAGGAGCUGGCAAGCAUGUCCCCAGGGCGGUGUUUGUGGAUCUGGAGCCCACUGUGAUUGACGAGGUCCGCACUGGCACUUACCGUCAGCUGUUCCACCCUGAGCAGCUCAUCACUGGAAAGGAAGAUGCUGCCAACAACUACGCUCGUGGGCAUUACACCAUCGGCAAGGAGAUCAUCGACCUGGUUCUUGACAGGAUCCGCAAACUGACUGACCAGUGCACCGGUCUCCAGGGUUUCCUGGUCUUCCACAGCUUUGGAGGUGGAACUGGUUCUGGUUUCACCUCCUUGUUGAUGGAGCGUCUCUCUGUUGACUACGGCAAGAAGUCUAAACUUGAGUUCUCCAUCUACCCUGCUCCACAGGUGUCCACUGCUGUGGUGGAGCCCUACAACUCCAUCCUGACCACCCACACCACUCUGGAGCACUCAGAUUGUGCUUUCAUGGUCGAUAACGAGGCCAUUUAUGACAUCUGCCGUAGGAACCUCGAUAUUGAGCGCCCUACCUACACCAACCUUAACAGGUUGAUCAGCCAGAUUGUGUCCUCCAUCACAGCCUCCCUCCGAUUCGAUGGUGCCCUGAAUGUUGAUCUGACUGAGUUCCAGACCAACUUGGUGCCCUACCCUCGUAUCCACUUCCCUCUGGCCACAUACGCCCCAGUGAUUUCGGCUGAGAAAGCUUACCAUGAGCAGCUUACAGUUGCUGAGAUCACCAACGCUUGCUUUGAGCCAGCAAAUCAGAUGGUCAAAUGUGACCCACGUCAUGGCAAGUACAUGGCUUGCUGCUUGCUGUAUCGUGGUGACGUCGUUCCUAAAGACGUCAACGCUGCCAUCGCCACCAUUAAGACCAAGCGCACCAUCCAGUUUGUGGACUGGUGCCCAACUGGUUUCAAGGUCGGUAUCAACUACCAGCCGCCCACUGUGGUGCCUGGUGGUGACCUUGCCAAGGUCCAGAGAGCUGUGUGCAUGCUUAGCAACACCACAGCCAUUGCAGAGGCUUGGGCCAGACUUGACCACAAGUUUGACCUGAUGUAUGCCAAGCGUGCCUUUGUGCACUGGUAUGUAGGAGAGGGUAUGGAGGAGGGAGAGUUCUCCGAGGCCAGAGAGGACAUGGCUGCUCUGGAGAAGGAUUACGAGGAGGUUGGUGCAGAUAGCUUGGAGGGAGAGGAUGAAGGAGAAGAAUACUAAGUGUACACCUGAUUGUUGAGUGAGGUUUUGAGUUCAUUCAUCUUUUACAUGUUUCUUUCUAGAUAUAUGUGUUUGAUGAAAUUAAAUCACAUUUAACUAAUUCACACUUUUUUGUUUGUGAUCACUUUUGGAGCAUGAAUUGAAUAAAUUUGGGAUAAACAAA
Colossoma macropomum (tambaqui) is the source of this 1637-nucleotide messenger RNA. RefSeq names its product tubulin alpha-1C chain. The transcript is spliced from 4 exons. Gene Ontology annotation, cellular component: cytoplasm; microtubule. Gene Ontology annotation, molecular function: structural constituent of cytoskeleton; GTP binding. Gene Ontology annotation, biological process: mitotic cell cycle; microtubule cytoskeleton organization. Bases 125 to 1474 code for a protein of 449 amino acids. NCBI's taxonomy places the organism in Eukaryota, Metazoa, Chordata, Actinopteri, Characiformes, Serrasalmidae. The record is from RefSeq and is a predicted model, not a curated record.